AUGGGGAAAGACGAGCUUAUCAAAAACGUUCUCUAUGUUAUGAACAUUAUCUACGCGGUGUUCGGACUCGUCACCGCGGCCACUGGCAUCUGGUUCUUUGUGCAGCUGACUGAGUUCGUCGGCCUCAGGAACAGUAACCACUACCUACUGGACUACAGGAUCUACUGGCCCCAGGUGGCACCAUGGCUGUUCAUCCUACUCGGAAUAUUCAUUCUCAUGAUCUCCUUCUGUGGAUGGUGCGGUGCCAACCGGGAGAGCCGAGGGAUGCUCGGCCUGUUCGGGCUAUUCCUCGUCCUCAUCGUCGUGCUGCAGCUGAUCGCCGCCACCCUCAUCUUCGUGUACGUUGAUGGAGAAGACACCGACCGGUUCAUCAAGGAUACAGUGUACGAUGGAUACUACAACUCACAGUCCAACCCCGAUGUGUUCAAAGCUUUCGGAAAGAUCGAGCGCAAGCUGCGGUGCUGCGGUGCUAACGACGCGCGCGACUACAGGAGCUGGAGGAACGACCUGCCGCUGACGUGCUGCCUCGACAGUUACUACCGUGCUACUUGUGAAUUCACCGACAAAGAGGCGAACGAACGUCUCGGUUGUGCUAAAGUGGCCUCAGUGUACACCAAGAUCAUCAGCUCUUCAGUGGCGGGAGCCUCGCUGCUCAUGUCGCUGCUGGAGAUAUGUGGUAUAGUGCUGGCGUGGAAGCUGUUCCACUCGCUGCGGGAGGUGGAGCACUACAUCACGGAGCGCAAGGAGGGUGAAACGGAGUGCUAG
Messenger RNA from Spodoptera littoralis (African cotton leafworm), 765 nucleotides. Lineage: Eukaryota; Metazoa; Arthropoda; Insecta; Lepidoptera; Noctuidae. The record is from the annotation of a GenBank genome assembly.